AUGAUAUUUUUAAAUGUAUUUUAUCUAUUAACAUUUACUUCAUAUAAAAAUUUUUCUUUUAAUUUUAAAUACAAUAAUCUUACCAAUAUAUACUCUAAUACUAUCUACACAAAGGAUUAUACCUACACAUGUGAUGAUGGCUAUACAAGGGAUUCUAUCCAUACAAGGGAUUAUGGCUAUACAACUAAUGGCUCUAAAAGAGAUAAUAAAUUGAAUAGUAAAUUAGGAAUAAAUUAUGAAGAUUUAAUGAAUAAUAAUGAAUUGGAUGAAAUUAGGAAAGAAAAAAAGAUUAAAAUACCAUAUUUUGUUGAAUAUCCAAUUGAUAAAGUUAUUGAUGAACCUGAUAUUACUAAAGAAGAUUUAGUUAAAUCUAUAUUAUCAGAAUUGGGAUUUUUUUCUUCCUCCGUAACGGUGACUGGUCCACCAAACAGUACUAACUAUGGUACCGUUGGAGCAAGCACCGUUACUAAGGGAAAGGGAGCUAAUUCUAUGCCUAUGGAGUGUAAUAGUGAGAAAAUUUGGAAUGAAAUUGCUGUUGUAACUAAUUCUAGGGAGUCAGGUACUUUUAAUGAGAAUACUGAGGGAGUUAGUGAGGAAGCCCCUUUCGGGGCUGGUACUGAUGGAACUACUGGCCGUGAACCUCACACCGUAACGGGGAAAGAUUAUUUAAUAAAAACUUCUAUUAUUGAUAAAUUUGAUAAUAUGAAGAAUGAAAUGGAAAGUUCAAUAAUAUCAGAAGAAAUAAGUCCAUCAUUAGGUAAACAAAGAGUAAGAUGGUUUCCAAAUCAUAUAAGUCGUAGUUUAUCACAGUUACAUUAUUAUUUGAAAAUGUCUGAUAUAAUUUUGGAUGUAAGAGAUGGUAGAAUCCCAUUCAUAUCACCCGAUGAUUACUUUUUCAACUUAUAUGAACAAGAAUUUCCCAAUAAACCAAGAAUUAUUGUUUUUACACAUUCUGAUAAAUUACCUAAAAUUGCCAUGUCACAAUGGUUAAAAUAUUAUCGUAUAAUUUUUCGUAAUAUUUAUAAAUCCUACGUUACGGGGUCUUCCGUUACGGUGUCAGGUCCACCAAACAGUACUAACCGUACCAAAGGUACCACUAGUACUAGUCAAACCAUUAGUCCUACCAACAGUACUAAGGAUAUUAGUACCACUGGACCAAGCACCGUAACUGAGGGAAAGGGAGCAAAUGACACUUUUAGUACUCCUGGAAAGGGAGCUAAUUCUACAGCCAUAGAGUGUACUACUGAGGAGGCCCCUUUCGGGGUUGGUUGCCAUGAACCUGACCCCGUAACGGGGAAAAAUCCAAUGAAUAGAGUAAUGUUUGUAGAUGCAAUAAAUGGUAUAAAAGAAAUAAUAUAUUUAAAAAAACAUAUAUUUCGAAUGACAAGAAGAAUAAAUAUUAAAAGAAUAAAAAAAGGAUUAAAACCAAGAGAAAUCAGAGUAAUUUUAAUGGGUAUGCCAAAUGUAGGUAAAUCAUCAUUAAUCAAUAGAUUAAUUGGUAAAAAAAUUACUAAAUCAUAUAAUAUUCCUGGUAUAACAAGAAAUAUACAAUUAUACUCCCAAAAUACUAAGAAUAACACUAAUAAGGGUAUUAAUAAGGGUACUAAUAAGGGUAACAAGGGUAUGAUUGGAUAUAAGAGAUUAAUAUUAAUUGAUACACCAGGUAUAGUAUAUAAUGAAUUAAAAGAUGAAAAAAGAGAUGAAAUGAUGUUAUUAUAUAGUGGAUUGAAUUUAUUAAAUGAAUGUGGUUAUGAAUUAGAUGAAGUAACAAUAAUAUUAAUUAAACAAAUAUUAAAAACUUUAUUAUUAAAUAAAAAUUUUAUACAAUAUAAUUUUAAUAAUUUUAUUUUUUUAAAUUCUUUCUUUAAGAAAUACUCCGUUACGGGGUCAGGUCCACCAAACAGUACUAACAACAGUACUAAUAGUACUACAGUUACUAAGGGUACUACUAAUACCUUAACUACUAGUAAUGGUACCACUGGAGCAAGCACCGUUACUGAGGGAAAGGGAGCUAAUUCUACGGCCAUGGAGUGUACUAAGGGAAAGGGAGCUAAUUUUACAGCCAUGGAGUGUACUAUGGGAAAGGGAGCUAAUUCUACAGCUAUGGAGUGUAAUAGUAGUAAUAUUGAGGAUAGUAAGGGAGUUGUUGGAAAGAGAGCUACUAGUAAGGAAGACCCUUUCUGGUCUGGUACUGAGGGAACUGGAGCUGUUGGUGGUACUAAUACUGGAGUUGUUGGAGCAAGCACCGUAACGGAUGAUGAAAUAGAAUUUAAUAUAAGUAUAAUAUUAGAUAAAAUGAGUAAAUGGUUUUUUGGUAAUAAUUUAUUUAAUUGUUGUAAUAAAUUCUUAAAUGAUUUUAGAAGAGGUAAAUUAGGUAAAAUCAUGUUACAAAUACCCAAUUUCUAUUAUAUCAAUUUCUAUAAUAAAAAUUCUAAUACUAGAAAUUAUAACAGUAGUAGAGAUUAUAGCGGUAGUACUAGUACAGGGUCAACUAGGGGUAUUAGAGGUAGUACAGAGUCUAGAGAUAUUGGUAGUGAUUCUACUGGUAUCGUAGAUUCUACUAGAGAUAUAAAAUUACAAUAUAAAAGAGGAUUAUAUGAAGGAUGGUAA
Molecule: messenger RNA, 2610 nt
Organism: Theileria annulata
Lineage: Eukaryota; Apicomplexa; Aconoidasida; Piroplasmida; Theileriidae
Exons: 1
Coding region: 1-2610 (869 amino acids)
Cellular component (GO): mitochondrion
Molecular function (GO): GTP binding; GTPase activity
Source: RefSeq, a predicted model, not a curated record